AUGCCGCUAAGCGUAAAGGCUCGUAGUCGUAGCGCAGGCUCAGCUGUGUAUUUUCCGAUGAAUCCAACUUCUUCACUUCAAGUCUUUCGCUUCGUAUCAGGAGAUCAGGUUACUGUCCAAGCCCCACACUAUCUCCGUGGAUGUGAUGUGCUGCACUCAACUUCAGUGAGGUCUCCACUAUGGACCGCAAAACGGAUGACUGGCAGAGGAAAAGGAACAGAACACCCUAUUCCCAGUAUUAUGGAUGACAGAGUGACUAUGUUGCAUUUACUGGAGGAGCCUCAGAUGAGACGGGAAAGAAACAGACUUCAGACUUUUCAGAAUUGGCCAUUAGAAGCCCCGGUUAGAUCUACAGACCUAGCCAAGGCGGGGUUUUUCUAUCUAGGUCCUGGAGAUAAAGUUCAGUGCUUUUGUUGUGGAGGUGUUUUGAGAUGUUGGGUGCAUGGGGACAGUCCUGUAACAGAGCACAAAAGACACUUCCCCACCUGCAAUUUCAUUUUGGGGCGAACUGUGGGGAAUAUUCCACUGCAGGAUGGUUCAUCAGACUCGGUGGAUGGGCAGCUCUUGAGUCAGCUCCAAAGGAUGACCAUGGACGACCAGGGCACCACGGGUCAGGCUGUGUACCCUGAGAUGGAGGAGGAGGACACCCGGCUAACCACCUUCCAUAACUGGCCUACAGAGGCAUCGGUACAGCCAGAUGUUCUUGCAAGAGCUGGAUUUUUCUACACAGGGCAUGGGGACAAUGUCAAGUGUUUUUUCUGUGAUGGAGGCCUGAGAAACUGGGAACCAGGUGAUGACCCCUGGCAGGAACACGCCAAGUGGUUCCCAAGAUGUGAGUUUUUGAUCCAGUCCAGAGGGCAGGGCUAUAUCAGUAAUAUUCAGGAUGCCCAUUUUCAUCUUGGGGAAACUGUGAGUGGAUCACAAAAUACUGCUCGAGAUCCUGGCUCCAGAAAUGAUGUGGUCGGUGGAAUGGGAAUGUCCUCGAUUAUGCUCUCUCCUGUGGUACAGACAGUUCUUCAGAUGGGCUUUGAGGCUAACCUUGUGGAAAGCCUGGUUAAAACCAAGUACCUCCUGACUGGACACUUCUAUACUUCUGUAUCUGAUUUAGUCACUGAUGUGCUACAGGCAGAGGAAGAGGACAGACAGAGGGCACCCACCAGCAGAGAGCCAGAGGUGAGACAGGGGACUAGCUGCGGAAAUACAAGAUCCCAAACUGCUCUUAAAGAGAAAGUGAAGGACCCCAGCCCUGAGGAGCUCCUGAAGCAGCUGCAGGAGGAGCGAACCUGUAAAGUGUGCAUGGACAAACUGGUGUCCAUUGUAUUCAUCCCGUGUGGUCACCUGGUGGUGUGUGGAGACUGUGCUGCCAGCCUGCGCCACUGCCCCAUCUGCAGAGCUGUCAUCAGGGGCAGUGUGCGUGCAUUUAUGUCCUGA
Boleophthalmus pectinirostris (great blue-spotted mudskipper) is the source of this 1431-nucleotide messenger RNA. It is a transcript of the gene birc7, whose product is annotated as baculoviral IAP repeat containing 7. Gene Ontology annotation, biological process: negative regulation of apoptotic process; positive regulation of protein ubiquitination; regulation of cell cycle. The transcript has 8 exons. The coding region runs from base 1 to 1431 and encodes 476 amino acids. Gene Ontology annotation, cellular component: nucleus; cytoplasm. The record is from RefSeq and is a predicted model, not a curated record. Lineage: Eukaryota; Metazoa; Chordata; Actinopteri; Gobiiformes; Gobiidae. Gene Ontology annotation, molecular function: cysteine-type endopeptidase inhibitor activity involved in apoptotic process; ubiquitin protein ligase activity.